Molecule: messenger RNA, 10672 nt
Organism: Xyrichtys novacula (pearly razorfish)
Lineage: Eukaryota; Metazoa; Chordata; Actinopteri; Labriformes; Labridae
Source: the annotation of a GenBank genome assembly
UAUAGCUGACCAUGAUAUUGCAUGAUUUAAUGAGGUUUAUAGAAUAAUCUGAUGGAGUUGACAGAAACUGAGGACACAACUUUGAUAGGCAGAUUUUUAGGCAAAAAGCUAUUUGAUGUUCAGGCCAUUCAUUGUUUAUAUAUUUAUAGCCCUGAAUUUUUAUUUGAUGUAUAUGUUUUCACAAUUAUAGAGUUUUUUAAAGUUUUUUGGGGCUGGUCAAUAUUGUGACCUCUUGCUGAGGACACAAGCAAUAACAUGGACCUUCUAACCACAGACGUUUCAUUUAAACAAAUAUCCCCUAAAAAAGUAAAUAUCUGUGCUAAAAAAUAGGAUUGGUAUACACAAAUGCAUUAGAUUUAACUUUUUGAGUAUGUCGAACAUUUAGAAUUUCUUAAUUGUUUUGAAUAAAUUAGACUUUUCUAUGUAGGACAUGUUUUGUCCCGACUCUCAAGAAUGGGUGAUAUAUAUAUAUGAAUAUAAAAACAGAGAAAUAGUGUAUUAUCCCUCCACAGCUGAGUAUUCCAUUCAUACUUUAGUGUUAUUAGUCUGCUCCAGUGUGUAUUAAAAACAUUGACCAUAAGUGUUUGAGUGUUGAACAGUGUGCAUUAACAAAAAAUUAUGUUUAGUUUUGCAGUUCCACCUUGUGACCACCAGAGUCUGUCAAGUCACUUUAUUAUUGAUCACACAUUAACACUUCAGUUACUAUUCUACUGAAAUCUUUUUAAGGUAGGAUUGACAGAGUGGGAAUGCAAAAAAAUACAGAAAAGGAAAGAAAAGGGUGUCUGUGACAAUAAUUUUAAGUUAAAUUUUGACUUUGUUUCUUUCUAGGUGUCAGAGAAGCUGUUAUACCAACAUCAACAAAGCUCAGAUCUGUGUUUUAUGUAAAAAGUCUGUUAAUUCUUUUUAAAAAUAAUGUAAAGUUAUGUUGACGAUCAAUUAAAAUGUCAUGACGGUUUUCAUUUUCGUUUUCUUUUAGUGUUGCGUUCCCAGUAGAAAAUCCACCAAUCAGAAACCGCGUUUCUUCACGUUGCUAGGCAGAUUAUGUUAAUAUAUGCAAUGCAGCCGUCCCUGCAGCUACCAUUCUGAGGUAAGAACAACUUGUACGGCUUCCACAAAACGUAAGAUAUCUUUGACUUGGUUCCGGCUAGUUCUUUCGUACGACGUGUCAGUAGUCUUUCCGCUGAUUUAGAGUAAAUAUUCGGGUUGAUUCGGGGCUUUUGUACCGGUAGAAAAUAUCUCUUUUUUCCUUCGGCUCUCUCGGAUGUCGUUGUUGUUGUUAGUCCCACCCAAAAUGGCAGCCGGUCUUCCUUGUUCAGUGUAGACUUGAAGGGCUGGGCUCAACUAGAAGAGGGGGACGGGUGAACCUACCCAAAUAAUUUCGGGCUCUUUUAGUCUGAAAUCCACUUUAGUGAACAUUCUGAGAGUGUGCUCGGCGUCCCGGGGUCUGAUAAGUUAUAUUUGUCAACAGAGCCGGACGUACAUCGGGGCUAUAUGGCCGCAGUGCUAAUGUUGCGGUGCAGUAAAUGCCCGGGUUUCUGCGGCGCUGGUUUUUGUGGUAUGGUCCAGUUGGGACUGAGAACCUGCGGGGUUAAAAUAGGGGGGAAUUGAAUUUAUUAUUGAUUAUACCAAUUACAAAUCUGAGUGACUUUGAGAUCGUGAUUUUUCGUGGUAACUCCUGUACCGACAUACGGUUGUAUUUAGACGCCGUUUGCCGGGCGGCCUCGUGAGCAAACGUUGGCCGCCUUUUUCCCUCGUACCCCCGCUGAGAGGCUCGUGUGGCCGCUCUGAACACGCAGUGACAUGCGGGUUUAUUUUGGCUGCAUGUCCUCCUGUCUGCAGAGGGAACCUGUGCCCUGGUAGAUUAAAGCCUCUGUGGCAGAGGGCACGGCGGCUUUACACCAGCGCUCCUCUGCUCUCUGCACAGAGAUGGUUGCUGCAGUGCAUCAUUAUUGCAGCUUUCCUUCUCCAGUGGGUCGAGUGCAUGAAAAUAUUAUACACAUUAUCCCACAAUGAACCCCUCUGUGAUUAAAAGAUAAUAAUCUAAGGCUAAAAAGUAAAUCAUAUUCACUCAAAAGCCCCUGCAGAGGCUGUGCAUAUUUUACUUCAACAUAAAAAUCACAGUGCUGCAUUAAUAAUAUGAUCCCUAAAAUCAUAAGAUAUGUCAUGCAACUCAGUCCUCUUUCUGUUUCCAUGUAUAACAGGUGUUCCUGUGUGUCUCCAGAGUGAAGUGAAGUUAAGGAGGUAGGAGACAGGCCUGGCACCCUGCUGCCAUGGAGACCAAGCAGGAACCGUCAGCUGUGUGGAGUCAGACUGCCAACAGUGAUUCAGGCAACGGCGCACAGGUCUGACAUCCUGCCUUCAGUGUUCGAAUAUUUGAGGUGUAACUAACACAAACAAGUCCAAUUCAAUCAAUCAGAUUUUAUUCGUAUAGCGCCAAUUCACAACAGUUGUCAUUCCAAGAUGUUUUCCAAGGAGAAAAAGAGCAGGCCUGGACCACGCUCAUUGUUUGAUGAAUUAUCAAGACCCAACCUAAGAUGGGAUUUGGCUCAUCUCAUCUAACAUGAGUGACAGUGGCAAGAAAAACUUCCUUUUAACAGAUAGAAGCCUUGGGAAGGAACAGACUCAUGUUAGACAGCUACCAAGCCGCUGCAGGGAGGAAUACAGAAAGAGAUCAGGGGGAGAGAAAGAGAAUGAGUAAGGGAGAGGGAGAGAGAGAGUAGAGAACAAGGGUAAGAGAGAGAGAGAGGGGACAGCAGCAACAUUAAAACAACGUCAACAAAUGUGAUUACAGUCUGCAGGUCUAAUAGUAGUUGACUCCAGUUUUAUGUUAUUAAUGUCAAGUGCAGCUGAAGACUUGCGUUUGUUUAACAUCUAAAUAAUGUUGGUUCAAACUUAUUCAACGGAGGGUUAAUCCUGAGUCAGCUGUUGUAAAAAUGCUGCAGGUGGUUCACAGCUUUUAUGUCCUGGUUGUGUGUUGCAGGUGCAUUUUGAGGGCGGCACAGUGGCCCAGAUUGUGUACAGUGGAGAUCAGGCAGACCGGGGUCAGCAGCAGGUGGUUUACACUGCAGAUGGAAACUCCUACACUUCAGUCGAGUCUGCAGAGCACACACUGGUCUACAUUCACCCUGCUGAUGGUGGCCAGGUAAGAUUAUCUGCUGCAGAGAUAUUUUAAGCUGACAUUUUCUGGCUUUGGAUGACCCUCAUAACCAGAACAACAUGCACUGAUGAGUAGUCAGGGUUUUGUUUAGGACUCAGCUGCAGGUAGUGUGUGUUGAGAGUAUGACUGUGACAGAGAGAUACUGUGUAAGAUAUAGUCAUUGAAUUGUUUAAAGAAUUAAAACAAAUUAAUAUGUAAGACUUGUAAAUAACAUUAUAUUCAACUUGACUUUCAGGCUGUUUUCACUGACCAGCCUCAGGUAGCUUACAUUCAGCAAGAUGGCACAACACAGCAGGUGAGUUUAUAUAUGGAACAGUGAUGAAAUGACACAGCUGUAAACUUGAUCAAACUAUAAACUAAUAUAACCUCAUCCUCAGGUCACAGUUUUGCUGCCCAGUGGACAAAAUGCUGCAAACCUGCAUGUUCUCAGUAAUGUAGCUGAGGCCCCCCAAGCCAUCCUGGAGCCUGUCUCCCAGGUAAGGAGACGUGGUUUUCUCAGGGUUCCUACACGGUUGGAAUUUCUAUACUUUUACAUACCUGAAUUUUUAGGAUUAAUUUUGGAAAUACCUACUUUUCUAUUUUAGAAAACAGUAUUUUAGAACUGUGGUAAUAUAGUCUGGAAACAUAAAUAUUUUUCCAAACUUUUCAUCUUUGCCUAGGAACCCUGUUUUCUGCUGCUUACCUCUUUGACUGGGGGGUUGUAAUUGGAAUUAAAAUCCAUUUAGUCGCUCAGCUCUGAUUUACAAGUUUUACUCCCUGUGAAAAAUGUAAACACCUCCUGAAUAUGAAGGAUUGUUGUGCUUUAAAAGAGAGUCACUAAGUAAUGAUCAUUUGAUCUGAUCCAAAACAGGACCAGCUGUCUGCAUCUAAUACACUCCCCUCCAUGGCUGACAUUGGGGACCCCCCCACCAGUCCCCUCGGGGCCACAGAAGACUCCACAGAAGACUCUGAUGAGGAUGAGGAGGAAGACUCUGAGAUGGAUGAGUGGGAGUCUCGUGAGCCUCAGUCCUUCAACCCUCACAGCCUCUGUGAGUGAUUUCACACAUGUAUGACACAUUUCUUCUGCAGGCUCAGAGUUUAUGAUCGAGACAGUAAAAGUUUCUCCUGUGUGCCUCUCAGGGUGUGAGGAGUGUAACACCACCAACGCCUCAGUGUGUCUGAAACACGGAGCCCUACACCCGAUCCCCAACCGUCCUGUGUUGUCAAAGGCUCGGGCCAGUCUGCCUCUGGUCCUCUACAUAGACCGCUUCAUGGGUGGAGUUUUCUCCAAGAGACGCAUCCCAAAACGCACUCAGUUUGGACCUGUGGAGGGACCCCUGGUUCCUCAGAGUGAACUACAAGAACACUACAUCCAUCUCAAGGUAAAACCAGAACUCUGCAAUACUGACCUCUGUAUUCAAAAACAUCUUAGAUAUUUUAAAUCAUCAAAUAAACAAACAUCUUGUUUAUCAAACUCGUAUCUGCACUUUGCACUUUCUUGUCAUUUCAGCUCUGCAUGUUGGACACAGAGAAAGUCGGAGAGAAGUCUGAAGACAUGUGGUUUGACCUCUCCGAUGAAGACAGCUGUAACUGGAUGAUGUUUGUCAGACCUGCUCAGAACCACCUGGAGCAGAACCUGGUGGCCUAUCAGUACGGAUCGGAGAUCUUUUACACGACCAUCAAGAACAUCCAGCCCAAACAAGAGCUCAAGGUCAGCCUGCUGUUGUACAUUUUUGUGGGUUAUCUUGUACUACAUUCAGGAUUUGGUUUAUGAAAUAUGUCCCACUUAAUGUGCAAAAUUUUGAAGUACUUCUUCAGAAAACAAAGAGCUUCUAGAUAAGAUAAUCAGUCCUUUUCUAUCCCAAUAUUUCUGAAAUAACUGUACUGAAGUUUUUGUUUCAUGUUUUCAUCUGCAGGUUUGGUACGCAGCGUCAUACGCAGAGUUCGUCAAUCAGAAGAUCCACGAUGUUACAGAGGAAGAGAAGAAAGGUGAGUCUUUGCACUGAACAUGUCUGAUAACGAACAGGAGUUAGUGGUGGAGUUGUUCCUGGUCCUCACUGUCCGUUUUCCCCUCAGUGCUGCGAGAGCAGGAGAAGAACUGGCCUUGUUACGAGUGUAACCGACGCUUCGUGAGCUCUGAGCAGCUGCAGCAACAUCUCAACCUGCACGACGAUAAAUUAAGCUCCGUUUCCAGGUAAGAUCUAUUUAUUUUCUAUCAUAUUUACUCUUGAACAUUUCCACCAAAUUCAAUCCGACAUGGUCUGAAUCUGUUUUUCUUACUCUCUUAGAUCCAGAGGCCGAGGGCGGGGGAGAGGGAGGAGAAGGUUCGGGACAGGAAGAAGACCGGGGCGCCCGCCGAAAUUUAUACGUUUGGAGCCGAUGGUUGAUACCAGCGGGGACAAAACAACAGUAGGUGAACGAAAGGAUGGAGAGGAAAUAUUUCUGUCUGAUAAUGUGAUCAUGUAGAAGUAAAAACUGGAGUGAAGUGUUUGAAUCUUUGUAAAUAAAUAACUGACCGGUCACAAUCAUUUUCAAAACCACCAAAAGCUACAACAGUUUUUUUUAAGUCUCCUUUAUUUGAUUGAAUUUGAAUCAGGAGAUGUUGGAGCUGACAGAGAAACCGCUGGAGGAGCCAGUAGAGGGCGCCCAGAACGGGCUGAAGGUGGUGGAGAUGGAUCCAGAACCGGACGCUGGGACUGAGGAAGAGGACCAGCUCAUACCUCCUGCAGGAGACCCCAGCCCAGGGUCCAUAACUCCUCCCUCCAACACAGACGUGCCUGUCCCGCUGAAGGAGGACCCGUCUCAGAGCAGCCAGUCCGACUCCCACCUCACAUCUCAGGACCUGCGGCGAGCGAAGAGGAUACGGGUAAGAUGGCCGACUCUCAACCGAACAAGUCUGAUAUUUGGUGUUAACCUCUGGGCUCUGGACUGCCUUUACAAAGUCUGUCUCUCUUUCUCAAUGUGUGCUCUCCUCAAAGAUGGAUGGGCAGGUAGGUUGGCGUUGGAUCAAAGCAGAAAAACACCAGAUUCACCUUCAUACUUCGAUGUUCCCCCUCCCACUGUCACUUUUGUCAGCCCUCUCCCAAGUCUUGGUGUCUCCCCGUCAGAAAACACGAUCGAUCUCUCAGAGUAACCUCUCUCUCUCUCUCUCUCUCGGCUCAGAACGCGGCGCUGCAGCACCUCUUCAUCAGGAAGAGUUUCCGUCCCUUUAAAUGCACACACUGUGGAAAAGCCUUCAGGGAGAAGGACAAGCUGGAGCAGCACCUGAGGGUCCACAGCCGGGACGCUUACGCCUUCUCCUGCCACAUCUGCAGUAAGAACUUCAUGAGUGACUCGGCUCUGGAGGAUCACCUGCUCGUCCACACGGAGAAUCGCUCCUACUCGUGUCUUUUAUGCCCCAAAAGCUUUGAGAGGCUGGACCUGCUCAAAGACCACGUGGGGGUUCACGCUGUCGACGGCUGCUUCACCUGUCCCUCCUGUAAGAAGACGUUCACCGACUUCAUCCAGGUUUGUAGUCUUUGUCUUAGAGGGUUCUUGGACCAGUUUGAAACCACUUUAGAAAAAUCCACAAACAUUUAGGAGAGCUCACAAAACCUUCACCAGAACAUCAGAACAUUUUCUGGACUGUUGAAUCUUCUGCUCCUCAGGUGAAGAAGCAUAUCCGCUGCUUCCAUUCUGAGAAGAUCUUCCAGUGCCCGGACUGUGAGAAGGCCUUCUGCCGACCGGACAAGCUGCGUUUGCACAUGUUACGCCACUCAGACCGCAAAGACUUCCUGUGCUCAACGUGUGGCAAACAAUUCAAGGUAAGAUUAAAAAUAUGGACCUCUGACCCCCAAUUUCCACCGCAUCUGAAACGGCUAUGAAAAGGCUGUAUCUGCUGAUCGUAGCUGAUCGUAACCAUUCAAGUUAACGUGUCAAUUUCCACCGACUUCUUUUCGUUCCUCUGCGGAUCGCCGGACUCCUCAGCUGAUCACAAGAGUUCUAUUUUUUACGGAUGGCGGAGCAUGGCGGAUAAAUUCAGCACAGAUUAACCCGUGCUGGAAAGGAAGUCGGGCACAGACACAAAAUAAAACAUCCGGCUUCUUUUCAAAAUAAAACACUCCGUGUUUCAGGAGGAUCGUAUUUCACACCAUGCAAACGGGCGGAGACGAACAAGUGAAAGGUUUUUAGACGUCAUUUCACCCCGAUGACACCAUGGAUGAGGAGAUGCUGAUUCUAGAAGUCUAGAAGUAGAUUUCCUCCUCUGGAAGGACACAAUCUACUGCUUAUAUGUCUACGUGUCUGUCUUUAUAGAGACGACUUGUUAUCGUAGUUUCGCCAUGAAAUUUCUAUCACAAACAGAUCUGGUAGAAAUUGGUGGAUGGCGAAAAUUGGCAGAUGCCGUUUUGGAUGCAGUGAAAAUUGGGGGUAAGAAACAUCAGGUGCAGGUGUUGGUUUCUGGUUCUGGUUCUAAAAGUUCUGAUUCUGUAUUUUAUUUCCUCGAUGUAAAGAGGAAAGAUAAACUAAGGGAGCACAUGCAGCGGAUGCACAACCCCGACAGAGAGGCCAAGAAGGCGGACCGGAUCCACCGCUCCAAAACCCUCAAACUGAAGGUUCCCACCACCGACUUCGAGAGCUUCAUGUUCAAGUGCAGAGUCUGUAUGAUGGGGUUCAGGCGCAGAGGGAUGCUGGUGAGCUCAAACUCUCAGAGGAAGCUUUUCAUUGGUCGAUGGUGAAUUUCAGCGCAGUAACCUGUGAUCAUCGUCUGCGUACAGGUCAAUCAUUUGUCCAAACGUCACCCGGAGAUGCGGAUCGAUGACGUCCCCGAGCUCACGCUGCCCAUCAUCAAACCCAACAGAGACUACUUCUGCCAGUACUGUGACAAGGUCAGUGUUUCUCAUGUGUGUUUAAUUUGAUCUGAGCUUUUAUUCUGAUAUUUACGAAACAAACGGACGGACUGAUCAUGUUCCAGGUCUAUAAGAGCGCCAGUAAGAGGAAAGCCCACAUCCUGAAGAACCACCCGGGGGCUGAAUUACCUCCCAGCAUCCGAAAACUGCGUCCAGCCGCUCCCGGAGAGCCAGACCCCAUGUUAAGCACACACACACAGCUGACCGGAACCAUCGCCACGGCGCCGGUCUGCUGCCCACACUGUGCCAAACAGUACAGCAGCAAGGUGAGUCCACUUCCUCUCACGUCUGUGGAGCUUUGAGGAAGCUGUAGGUCACGCUCGUGUGUUUGUCUCUCAGACUAAAAUGGUUCAGCACAUCAGGAAGAAGCACCCGGAGUUCGCUCAGCUCGCCAACACCAUCCAGACCCCUCUGACCACAGCUGUGAUCAGCAGCGCUCCGGCAGUCAUCAGUGCAGACGGGACCACAGCAGAGGCCGUCGUGGUGAGAGAGAGAGAGGAUUUCCUUUAAUUAAGACAGAACGCAGUCCAGAACCAAAGCUGGGAUCACAAAGUCCGGACCGGAUCUGAUAACGGUUUUUAUUCUCUCCACAGACGACAGAUCUGCUGACUCAGGCCAUGACCGAGCUUUCUCAGACGCUUACGACGGACUACCGCACAGCGCAGGGGGACUACCAGAGGAUCCAGUACAUCCCUGUCUCUCAGGCAGGAGGCAGCCUGUCCACGCCUCAACACAUCCAGCUGCAGGUGGUGCAGGUGGCUCCGGUAAGAUCCAGGACCAGAUCUAGGACAUGGAUUUGUUUUAUUUAGAAACAUUUCUGCGGUGGAUCGAAGUGUAUUUCAGAAAUUUUAACAGUUCUCUCUACCCUGUGUUUGUUCGACAGGCUUCCUCCCCACAUUCCCAACACCCGACAGUCGAUGUGAGCCAGCUGCAUGACCCUCACGGCUACAGCCAGCACUCCAUCCAGGUCCAGCACAUCCAGGUCACAGAACCCACAGGCUCCAGUCAAAGUGCCACACAGGUAAGUCCUGACUGAGGGGACAGUUGUCUUCUGUGUGAGAUUUGUGAUUAAAAACCAUCUUUUCUCUCUCCUCCAGGUUUCAGGUCAGCCUCUGAGCCCCUCCUCCCAGCAGCCGGGUCAGGACUUGAGCCCCACCCAGCUGACCCCUGUGACCUUGGCACAGAGUCACAGCCUGCAGAGCGGCAGCAGCCAGCAGCAGGGCACGGUGCAGCACACGUACAUCCCCUCCAACUGGAACUACAGAAGCUACCGUGAGUCUCGCAGACGCAGCAGACUCUGCAUGAAUCCAUGUCCUGAACUUUAAUCUGAAACCUUCUUCCUGUCGUAGCGUCUGAAAUCCAGAUGAUGGCUCUACCUCAUACCCAGUACGUGAUCGCUGAGGCCAGCACACCUGUCACUGGAGUCAACAGCAGCCAGGUGAAAACAGUAAGUGAAGCGUGUCAGGUGAGAGACUUCAAGAAAUGCUCAGAAAUCGUCAAACGAGCUCGUAACCGACUCUCUCUCUCCUCCGUGUUCUGCAGACACACUACGUGAUCUCUGAGGGUCAGACCGAGCUGGAAACCAAACAGACUGUUUCACAAAACACAACACAAACACACACCGAACAGCUGGAGCAGCAGACGUCCAAUCAGCAAACCACCGCACAGUUCAUCAUCACCACGACCACCAACGGCAGCAGCGCCGGUGAAGUCCACAUCACCAAACCCUGACGUGUGCAGGGAGGAGACACUUUGGCGCGUGUUAAAGACUCGGUCACUCAGACGCGGUUACAGAGAUGUACAUCCAGAGCUCGAGCGAGGAUGAAGUGAAGACUAGCACAGUUUUAUGUGUCUAUAUGUGAAAAUAAAAACGGUGGAGAGAGAAAAUGUAAGUUUUGAAGGGAAAUGAGGAGAUAAGAUGAAGGUAUUAUUAUUAAAUAUGUGCAUGUGUCAGUGUGGAAACGGAUCAUUGUGAGGUUUCACUGAAGGAGUAAAUCGUUUUGUUGUUCAGUCCUCACGCAGAUAUAAGUUUCCAUUUUAAAUAUUUAUACAGUCUGAGCCAUUUUCUUACAGUAUUCAUCUUUGUAAAAAGAACUGGAGUGAAAAAUGUGAAAACAAUCAUGACGCCGGCCUCCCAAAUCUAAUCAUCGUGUUUUUGCCUCACACCCUGUCCUCUGUGGCGUCUUCGUUUCCCUGCUUGUUGGAUUUUUCCUUCUUAAAUCGUCACUUUUAUCCACUUGUUAUUCUGAAUCUUCCUGAGUUAAAAACACAGAUUUUCUCUGUCCUCAUCAUGAAUUCAGCCUCUGUGGUUUUAGAGUAAAAUUCCAGAAACUCUUCUCCAGUUGGGUCCUGAUGUAAAACCAAGCUUUAAAAAAACAUUAUAACUCCAUCAAGCGAAAUAUUUUUUAGUAACGCUUGAAGCCAGAACACGUGAUUUAUCACACACUGCUAGUACAGCCUGUAUUCUACAGAAGAGGAUUAGGGCCACUGGAAAAAAAAGAAAAAUGUCUGAAAUUUUUUUUAUUAUUAUUAUUCUGAGAAAAUAAGUCAGAAUUCUGGCUUUAAACUCAUCAUUCCAACUUUUUUUCUCAGAGUUCUAACUUCAAUUUGAGAAUUCUAACUUUAAUCUCAGGAUUCCAACUUUUCUCAG